AUGCUUUUCCAAAAUUCAAAGCCUGGCACAAGCUAUGACAAACCUAUAAAUGAAACUGGUGACAUCGAAAAAUUUACUUAUUCGUAUAAUGAGCAGUCAGAUUUAAAUCAGACAAACACGAUAUCUGAACUUACUACAGAGCACCUUGAGUUUCUUCUAAAUAGGCAUGGAUCUGUACAAUUGGAUCCUACCCCUUCAAAUAAUCCUCUGGAUCCCCUAAAUUGGUCUCUUUUUAAAAAAAAUUAUGAGAUAUUUUUAAUAUCGUUUCAUUCCUUUAUGGUUACAUUCAUGGCUGCUGGAAUUGCACCUGCUUAUGAAGCCAUGUCAGAAGAGUAUGGAAAAACAAUGACAGAAAUUUCUUUCUUGACAUCUGUUCAAAUUUUAGUUGUUGGUAUUUUCCCUCUUGUAUUUGUUCCAUUGAUGAACAUAUAUGGAAGAAGGCCCUUCUUAGCACUAUCGACUUUGGUAUGUUGUGCAUUAAAUAUUGGCGGAGGCUUUUGUAAGACAUAUUCGCUGCAAAUGGCUACUAGGGUAUUGGUUGCAGUCAUGAUAUCAACAGGUGCAGCUACAGGAUCAAGCAUUGUAGCUGACGUUUCUUUUAGUCACGAGAGAGGUAAAAAAAAUGGUUGGUGGUCUGUGGGGUAUGUUCUUGGUACUCCAGGGGGUCCUUUUUUUAUGGGAUUUGUUCAAAAGCAUGCUAGUACAAAAUGGAUUUAUUUCACCUUUGCAAUAGUGAAUUUCUUACAGUUCAUCUGCUACUUAUUUUCAAAUGAAACAGUCUUUGAUAGGGAGAAUCUUUCAACUGAUCCUAAAUCUAGUAAAUCAAUCAAGUGGUUAGGGUUUAUUAAAGCAACUAGCAAAGAGUUUGAAUUGUGUCUCUUUUGGAGACCUUUAAAACAAGCAUUAGACUAUAGAAUCACGUUGGUAACUAUUGCUGCAACUGUGACCUUCAGUUACGCCAAUAUAGUUCUCAUAGUAGAGACACCUCAAAUUUUUGGUUCAUUAUUCUUUCUUGAUGCCCAGCAACUAAGUUUGCAAUAUAUAGCUUUGAUCGUUGGAUCCAUCUUCGGCGAACUUCUUUCUGGUCCGCUUUCUGAUUAUUGGAUGAGAUUCUGUGUCCGUAAAAGAGGAGGCCAGAGAGUUAUUGUAGAUCGAUUAUGGAUUUCUUACUACGGGUAUAUGUGUAUUAUUGUUGGAUUGAUUGUUUGGGGUGUUAAUUUAUUUAAUGCCGAACAAGGACAUUGGAUAAUUUCCCCAUUAAUUGGAGCUGCAAUUGCUGCCGCUGGGAUGAAUAUAGUGACCACUAUAUUGAUAGUAUAUGCCAUUGAUACAAACCCUUUGAAGGCGGCAGACACAGGUUUGUAUUUAAAUCUUGUCAGAAUGUCUUUUGGUUUUAUUGGUCCAUUUUAUUUUUCGGAAAUGUUCACAAAGCUAAAUUUAGCUGGAGCAUCUGGCUUAAUGGCAGGCCUUGUUUUAGUUCUUGGUGGAUUUGUCACUGUUAUUGUUCAUGUUAUUGGUUUGAAAUCAUUAAAUAAAGAUCAAAAUUUGUGA
Debaryomyces fabryi is the source of this 1551-nucleotide messenger RNA. RefSeq lists its product as uncharacterized. The transcript has a single exon. Gene Ontology annotation, biological process: transmembrane transport. Gene Ontology annotation, molecular function: transmembrane transporter activity. The coding region runs from base 1 to 1551 and encodes 516 amino acids. NCBI's taxonomy places the organism in Eukaryota, Fungi, Ascomycota, Pichiomycetes, Serinales, Debaryomycetaceae. The record is from RefSeq and is a predicted model, not a curated record.